Molecule: messenger RNA, 691 nt
Organism: Drosophila serrata
Lineage: Eukaryota; Metazoa; Arthropoda; Insecta; Diptera; Drosophilidae
Gene: Cyt-c-p
Product: Cytochrome c proximal
Molecular function (GO): heme binding; electron transfer activity
Source: RefSeq, a predicted model, not a curated record
CGGAGCGGUCACCCUGCAAAAUUCGCGGGCUCAUUCGUGGAAAAAAAGUUCGCAGCGCUAGACGUUUGUGUUCAAUUCGAGUCCGUGUUAACACAUUAAGAAACCACAUAAUCCAUAAUGGGCGUUCCUGCUGGUGAUGUUGAGAAGGGCAAGAAGCUGUUCGUGCAGCGUUGCGCUCAGUGCCACACCGUGGAGGCUGGUGGCAAGCACAAGGUGGGACCCAACCUGCAUGGCUUGAUCGGUCGCAAGACCGGACAGGCGGCCGGAUUCGCGUACACGGACGCCAACAAGGCCAAGGGCAUCACCUGGAACGAGGAUACCCUGUUCGAAUACCUGGAGAACCCCAAGAAGUACAUCCCCGGCACCAAGAUGAUCUUCGCCGGCCUGAAGAAGCCCAACGAGCGCGGUGAUCUGAUUGCCUACCUGAAGUCGGCCACCAAGUAAGGUGCAACCCAUCCACCCGCACCGUAUUAUUGUGUUCAGUCACAAUCCGGCAAACAAACAACAACAACAGCAGCAGAAGCAACAACUACAAAUCAACAAAGUACAGACCUAAAAACUACAAUUAUGUUAAUUAUAAAGUUUAAAUAGGACAAUUUAUUAUUUAAUUUAAAUGAAAAGUGGAAUAUUUAAUUUAAACCCGAUAUGAGAAUUGUGACCACCACAAGAGAAAAAGUUAAAUAAUAAUAAC